GCCGUGAGAGCUGUGUGUCCUCAUCUUGCCUUCCCCCCGCCCCCUGGUGGCUGUGUGUGUGAGCUGCACGCCGGAGAGAGCGGCCCUCCCCGUGUAACAUGACAUCCCCAAUGCAAAGAAGGCGAGCUUGUUAUUACUGCUGAGCAGCCCAGGCUCAGGCAGGCGGCACCACGACCCGCUGCUGCUGCUCACAGCACCUCUCCAUCCUUUGUUACAUUGUAUCAGCCAACAUGCUGACUGUGAACCCGGGAGACAAGCAACAGCAACCUACAGCUGUUGACUUCAUGGACAUCUGUGAGUCCAUACUGGAAAGGAAGAGACAUGACAGUGAAAGGUCCUCGUGUAGCACUUUGGAGCAGAAUGACUUUGAAGCUGUUGAGGCUUUGGUCUGUAUGAGCUCAUGGGGCCAACGAAGCCAGAAGGGCGACACGCUGAAGAUGCGGCCAUUGACUCCUGCCUCCGACUCUUCCGAUUUCAUCAUGCAGUGUGAAUCGUCCCCAUCCAUGACCAAGGAUUUCCACUCUUUAUCCACACUGUGCAUGACUCCUCCACACAGUCCAGAAUUUGCUGAACCUUGCACCACACUCCCUCCUGUCUCCCAAGUGACCUAUUCCAAACCGGUGACGGUAACCUCAAGCAGUUCCCCUUGUUUGGUGUCAUCUUCAACUGUGUCAAAGCCGUUUGCUUCAGGGAUCCACAGCCUGCGGUCUUCUCAAGAGUUGGGGACUUCUUUCAAGCUUCAGGCAUGCAGGGCGAUGGCCACAAGCGUCAUACGUCACACAGCGGACACCUCCCCCUUUCAUCACGUUCCCCAACCUCUUGUGAGAGUAAAUGCCCCAGCUCUUGAUGGCUUGUCCCAUAAGAGGUGUAAAGCCAAACAUUCCAAGCUCACCAAAGAGACAGACGCCCAUGAAGAUGGGUCACAAAGUUCCUCACCAUGGCACCUUCCUCCUCAGACUGAUAAGCUUUGUCCAAACACAGAAAUUGGUAGCCAGCGAGUAGCUCAGACAGACAAGCCAGUGAAAUGUGAAAACGAACACUUUAUAGAGACCAACCCCUUAGCUUCUGUUCCCGGUUCGAACCCACCCGUCCUUUGCCAGAUGAUUCCAGUCAAUGCUCAAACCAGUGUUCUCUCCGCUUUCCUCAAGCCUUCUCCACAACCAGUGUGCAAUACCGUCAAACCAAUCCUACCCCAGACCACACCGCUCUCGCAACCAGUCCUGAUGGGCGCAUCCAUGUCUCAGGGGACCGUUAUGUUCGUCCUUCCUCAAGCACCAGUUUCGCAGCCAUCUGCACAAUGUCCGCAGACUCUGACAGUCGGGAGCACAAAGUUACUUCCUCUCGCCCCGGCCCCUGUGUUUAUAACUUCAGGCCAAUGCAGCCCCCCACAAGUGGACUUCUCUCGAAGACGCAACUAUGUGUGCAGUUUCACCGGCUGUAAAAAGACUUACUUUAAAAGUUCCCAUCUCAAAGCACACCUCCGAACCCACACAGGUGAAAAACCUUUCAGCUGUAACUGGGAAGGAUGCGAUAAAAAAUUUGCCAGAUCAGAUGAACUUUCCCGACACCGUCGAACGCACACGGGGGAGAAGAAGUUUGCCUGCACCGUGUGUGAUCGCCGGUUCAUGCGCAGCGAUCACCUGACCAAGCACGCCCGGCGGCACAUGACCACCAGGAAGAUGCCCGCUUGGCAGGCAGAGGUUGGAAUAUUAAACAGACUAACCAUGUCAGAUCAGUCGAGAAGCACUGUGCCCCCGCUUGGCAUGCUGGUCUCAAUGUCUUCGCCAGUGUAAGAAGGGACUGAACAAAUUUCCACCUGUUUUACCUUCAGGCACCAGAGACUCGACACACAAGACACUCCCUUCUUUAUGGUUGAUUUUUAUCCAAUCCUCCUUUUGCAGUUUUCCAGUUUAUUCACUUUGAUGCAAGUUUCUAUGAAUCUUCCUUACCAGCCUUUUACAUAGGAAAAUAAAUCCUAUUAUUGUGGCAAUAAGCAUGAAAGGCACAUGUGUAUGAUUCUGAGCAGACCAAUCUUUUUCACAUUUAUUUCAAACAAAAAAAAAAAAUUAGUCGAGUUUUUGACAUUUUUUUUUUCCUGCCUUUGGUUUGCCAUAUAGGAUGUACACAUUUGCGGUGAGCGUUGUCGGCUCGUACAGGUAUAAGGCACUUUUGAUAUGACGGAGCAUUGGAUACCAACAUGGCGUUCUCUGCUUGGCAUAUCAGAAUGUGUGAAUUUUUCUAUGUAACAUCUGGACAAUCUUAAAAAAAAAAAAAAAAUUCCUUUUCGAACAGUCUGUUGUUUACAGUUUGCACUGUAGUUGGCAUUGUCCACUUCCAUUGAGAUAGGCUUAAAUUGCAUCUAUUGGAUUGAGUCGUUUGUAGGAUAAACCAAUGUGCUUAAAGGGGUAUUCCAGGAAAAAACUUUUUUUUAAUAUAUAUAUAUCAACUGGCUCCAG
Messenger RNA from Hyla sarda, 2456 nucleotides. It is a transcript of the gene KLF11, whose product is annotated as KLF transcription factor 11. The record is from RefSeq and is a predicted model, not a curated record. Lineage: Eukaryota; Metazoa; Chordata; Amphibia; Anura; Hylidae. The transcript has 4 exons. Gene Ontology annotation, biological process: regulation of transcription by RNA polymerase II. Gene Ontology annotation, molecular function: RNA polymerase II cis-regulatory region sequence-specific DNA binding; DNA-binding transcription factor activity, RNA polymerase II-specific. Bases 231 to 1793 code for a protein of 520 amino acids.